Molecule: messenger RNA, 3262 nt
Organism: Antechinus flavipes (yellow-footed antechinus)
Lineage: Eukaryota; Metazoa; Chordata; Mammalia; Dasyuromorphia; Dasyuridae
Gene: PTPN9
Product: protein tyrosine phosphatase non-receptor type 9
Exons: 13
Coding region: 22-1827 (601 amino acids)
Biological process (GO): protein dephosphorylation
Molecular function (GO): protein tyrosine phosphatase activity
Source: RefSeq, a predicted model, not a curated record
CCGCCGCCGCCGCUCUCCGCGAUGGAUCCGGGGCCCGAGGCGGGGCCGGAGCCGGGGCCGGGGCCCUGGCUCGACAUGGCGCCGGAGCUGACCCACGACGAGGAGCUGGCCACCAAGCAGUUUCUGGAGGAGAUUAACAAGUGGACAGUUCAGUACAAUGUGUCUCCGCUCUCUUGGAACCUGGCUGUCAGGUUUCUCAUGGCCAGAAAGUUUGAUGUCCUCCGGGCUAUUGAAUUGUUCCACGCCUACAGGGAAAUGAGGCGAAAAGAAGGAAUCGUCAAGCUGAGACCUCAUGAGGACCCUCUCCGUUCAGAAAUCCUCAGUGGGAAAUUCACUAUCCUAAAUACUCGGGAUCCCUCAGGAGCCUCCAUCGCCCUCUUCACUGCUAAGUUACAUCAUCCUCACAAGUCCUCCCAACAUGUGGUGCUCCAGGCUCUCUUUUACUUGUUGGACAGAGCGAUGGACAGUUUUGAAACUCAAAGGAAUGGACUAGUGUUUAUCUACGACAUGGGGGGUUCCAAUUAUAACAACUUCGAGCUAGACCUUGGCAAGAAAGUCCUAAACCUCCUGAAGGGAGCCUUCCCGGCUCGGCUGAAGAAGGUGUUGAUUGUCGGGGCGCCCAUGUGGUUCCGAGUGCCCUAUUCCAUCAUCAGCAUCCUGCUGAAGGACAAAGUCCGCGAGAGGAUUCAGAUAAUGAGGACGAGUGAGCUGACCCAGCAUCUGCCCCGGGAGUGCCUUCCUGAAAGCCUGGGAGGCUAUAUCAAGUUGGACCUCUCCAGCUGGAACUUCCAGUUCCUCCCCCAAGUGAACGGCCACCUGGACCCCCUUGAUGAAAUCAUCUUGCUGUCCCUCACCCCCUCCGGGGAUAGCGACUCGGUGCACGUCCCGGGCCCCCAAGCCAUGACCAUCGUGGAGCUGCUGGAACACUUCAACCAGCGGCAGAAGCGGGGCAUUUACGAAGAGUAUGAGGACAUUCGCCGAGAGAACCCCGUGGGCACCUUCCACUGCUCCAUGUCCCCGGGGAACUUGGAGAAAAACCGAUACGGCGACGUGCCGUGCCUGGACCAAACCCGCGUGAAGCUGACCAAGGGGAGCGGAAUCGCCCAGACAGACUACAUCAACGCCAGCUUCAUGGACGGCUAUAAGCAGAAGAAUGCUUACAUUGGCACACAAGGUCCUUUGGAGAACACCUACCAUGACUUUUGGCUCAUGGUGUGGGAGCAGAAAGUUCUGGUGAUUGUCAUGACCACCCGGUUUGAGGAAGGUGGCAGGAGAAAGUGUGGCCAGUACUGGCCCUUGGAGAAGGACUGUCGCAUCCGAUUUGGAUUUCUCACGGUGACCAAUCAAGGAGUGGAAAACAUGAACCAUUAUAAGAAAACGACGCUGGAGAUUCAUAACACAGAAGAACGACAAAAAAGACAGGUGAUCCACUUCCAGUUCCUGAGCUGGCCGGACUACGGGGUCCCUUCCUCGGCCGACAGCCUGAUCGACUUCCUCAGAGUAGUGAGAAAUCAGCAGAAGAUGGCGGUGAGGAGCUUGGGACCGCGCUUCAAGGGCCAUCCCAGAGGGCCUCCCAUCGUGGUCCACUGCAGCGCCGGCAUUGGCAGGACAGGCACCUUCUGUUCGCUGGACAUCUGCCUGGCGCAGCUGGAAGAGCUGGGCACGCUGAACGUGUUUCAGACGGUGUCCCGGAUGAGGACCCAGAGGGCCUUCAGCAUCCAGACCCCGGAGCAGUACUACUUCUGCUACAAGGCCAUCAUUGAGUAUGCCCUGAAGGAGGGCAUGGUGCCCCCUGGGUACCAGCUGCUGGGCAUCGAGCAGCAAUAGCUGGCACCUGGGCCUCUCCCCUGCUGGCAGGAGGGCAGCAGCCUUCCGCCAGCCUUCUCCCUCCCUCUGGGACACUGCCAAGCCCCUAGGUGGCCAUCGGUAAUGUCGAAAAGGUCCACCUCUGUCUCCUGGUACAUGGCAGCCUUUUCCUUUGGCUAGCUAGCUCUGAUGAGACAUCCACAAGUGGCUAGCAGCUCUGUGUUCUUCAUUUCUAGCACCUGCUAUUGAACUGUGCCUUAUUAAAACCAAAUUGUGGCUACCCUUUUUGGACAGGGGUCCUGAGAGGUAAGUGGGGAGGGGUCUUCUCUUCCCCUCUCCAGCCCCCCUCGCCUCUAAGCUCCUCGGCUGGACUUUGCCACAGUUGGAUGGGGAAGGAGGUGAGCGACCGCCUCCGGUUCCUCCCAAGAGUUUGACCAACCUCCAUAUGCUAGAGACCCUCCCCAGUGCCAAGGUGUAAGAAGCAAGGCGCGUGCUCCAGUCUUAGCUGCCCUUCGGUGUGCCUGUGUGUGGGUGCCGUGCGCGUGGCUGCGAUGUCCGUGGGUGUGUAAUAUAUACUGUGUGUGUUCAUAUGUACCUACUCUAUAAGUCCACAUGUACGCCUCUUUCUAGCAGUCCGUGGGGCUCCAUCACUCCCCCAGGGAACGGGGCAGGGGUCCGGCCGACCCCUCUCCUCCCGAGCGUGGACCCCCAGGCCCGGGGUGCAGGACAUGGUGAGCCCGGUGUAUUAUUCUCCCAACUUAACAUUUUUUUCUCUGUUUACCUUAUCAAUGGGGGAAACCCCUUACCUUGAAUAAGGAGCUGCAGAUCUCCACUGUGACAUUCGAACCCUCUGUCUCUCCCUAGUCCUCCUCGGGGUGAUGGGGAUAAACUCGCUGAGGAGCCAAGGCCAAAGGCAAUCGGUACGAAGUUUUCAAAGGUCUUACAGGGACCGUGGGCACAAGGCAGGAGGGGGAGCUCGGCCUGGGAAGAGCUUCUCUCUCUCGUUUGCUAUUCUGAAGCAUUCUCAUCUCUGCUGCCUCCUACCCUGCCCUCCCCUUUCCCCCUUGUUACCCGGAUGCUCUCUGCCAGCCGUAUUCUGGUUCUGUGCCAGGAAAGGCUGCCCCCCGAAACUGCUCCCCCCGACUGUUUGUCCCCCCGGCCUGCCCCGCCCUCUCCUGCCCCAGCCCAGCGGCUCACCCCUGUGCUGAGAGGAAGACCAUCAGUAAUACGAACUCCCCCUCCCAGAAGAUGAAGUCGGCGGCUGAGCGGCCCUCGGUCAUUUUAUACUGUAACAAGCUCUUUGAAUGUGUAUAUUCUUAUUUUUACAAUCUUUUCAUUUUGUAUUUAACGUUCAAGGAUUGAGUCAGAUUUGGAGAAUAAUGUAAAUGUUCAUACUCAGUACCUUAUGGCGAUACAAUUUUGUAUUUACGUAUAAAUAUACCUACAAACGAUCUGA